Symbiodinium sp. CCMP2456 is the source of this 2871-nucleotide messenger RNA. The record is from the annotation of a GenBank genome assembly. NCBI's taxonomy places the organism in Eukaryota, Dinophyceae, Suessiales, Symbiodiniaceae.
AUGAUCCAGACCACGCAGUCCUUCGAAGCUCGUGGUCCAGAAAACCGCGUGAUUGAUGUUGUGUUGCGUGAUGCAUUGGAGAAGCUUCGGAACACGGCCCCGAAAAAACUCAAGGAGCUGCGGGAUGUUGUGGAAGCCGACUUGAAAACGCUGGAGCACCUGCCCGCCUCGGGGGCGAAUGUUUCUGCGAAUGACUUCUUUCAGUCGUUCAAGCUCGGCUGCGAAGCUGCAGGUCUGCCGAAGUUGGUGGUCAUUGCUUUGGAGGCCAUCCAAAAGCAAAUCACCUACGGCUUCCUCACUGGCAGAGGUCCAGACCCAUUCAAGCCAGAGAAUGGGCGGCGUCUCAUUGAUGCUGUGGUGGAUUCCGUCUGCAACUGUGCAGAGUCUGCUGAUGACACAGUGCAGAUGCACAUGAUCAGCACGCUGCUUGCUGCUGUAACCUCGCAGGUCUGCGAGGUCCACGGCCAGAGUCUCAUGUUGGCAGUGGAUACGUGCAUGAAGCUGUACCGGGACUCGAAAAGCCAGUCCAACCAGCGCAUGGCUCAAACAGCUUUGACUCAGAUGCUUUCAGUCAUCACCCAGCGCUUGGAGCUAAGCUCUGCCGACAUGUCGAGCCGAGCGGAGGAGGUCUUGGGCUCGCGGUCUGGCGCCGCUUCUGCGGGCGCAGCGAACUCAGAGCAGCUGGCGGCCGUGGUCGCCGCCGCCCCGGCCGCCUUCGCGAAUGCCAACGCGGACCUGGCUCAGAUGCCCAAAGGGCAGCUCCUGAACGAGUGGAUGUCAUCUUACCUGUCUGCAAAGAUCGACACCCUGGCAUGGAACCAUGAAAAGGAGAACGGCCAGAAGGGUGAGGACCCCCCUCCUGGCAAGUUUGGAUGGUGUGUUGUUUGCAGAAGUACUGCCAACCACUAUUGCGUCGACACGCGGGACUCGGUUUGCGGGCAUGCGUGCAAAUACCGCAACCUGGAGCGUCUGUCGCUGGUUGAGAAAUAUUAUGGCGCAAAGCGAGAGGAGGCCUCCUCUCCAGCAGCCUCUCCAUCCGUGUCCAGCAACGCUCCGGCUGUACCAUCGCAGUCCUCCAGGGACACCUUCGCGAACAGGGACGAAGCGUCUUCUGCGAUGGCAGAUGUCUCCAGUGCAAAGUCCAUGAACGUUUACCACCAGGACUCUGUCAUCAUCCUGACGUACCUCAUCAACAGCAGUGCCAAGGAGUCGGUGCAGAGCCAGGCCGACUCCAGAGCUAUCAGGAACAAGCGCAUUGCCCUUGAGCUCAUCUUGGGUGUCCUCUCAAAUGCAGGACCUGUUUUCAGGUCAUCGAAGCAUUUCGUUGACAUCCUCAAGAAGCUCGUAGGCGACUCCUUGAUCAAGAACAGUGUUUCACCGAUCCCAAAGAUAUUUGGGCUCUCUUUGCAAAUUUUCGUGUCACUGAUAACGAACUUCAAGGAGCAUUUGAGAGACGAGAUCGGUGUGUUCAUCGAGCAGAUUUUCCUGAAGAUCCUCGAAAGUGGGAACUCUGACUUCCUUCACAAGAGUAGGGUGCUGCAAAUCUUCUACAAACUCUGUACAGAUGCGACCACGCCGCUCGAACUGUUCCUGAACUACGACUGCGAUGUAGACGAGAAGAACAUCUUCGAGCGGACAAUCGAUUGCUUGUCGAAGAUCGCUCAGGGGAAGUACACUGCGGUGGAACAUGCCAACCUCAUCCAGCCACAUCAGGAGCAGGAGCUGAAGCAGUUGGCCUUGCAGUCUUUGGUGACCCUGAUGGGUUCCAUCGUCGACUGGGCUCGACGGAUGGCCGAGGAUCAAAAGAUGCCCAUCCUUGGCCAGGGCAGCGAGGAUGCCAAGGCGAAAGAUGGACCAGAGAGCGACGGGGAGGAUGAUGCGAGUGAUGUCGUUCCCUCUCUGACAACAAGCGCAUCUCAGUAUUCUCAGUCUUCUGGUGUGCCGACGAGCAGCUUCAAAGAGCAGAAGCAGAGAAAGCUAGACCUGCAAAUAGGCAUCAACAAGUUUAACAUGAAGCCAAAGCGUGGCAUCGAGUACUUGAAGAAGAACGGCUUUUUGACCGAUGACCCGGCUUCACUUGCUGCGCUCUUCAAGAACACAGAGCUUGGCCUGGACAAGACGGCCAUCGGUGACUAUUUGGGUGAGGACAAGCCAUUCAACAAAAGCGCGCUGUUUGCGCUUGUCGACGGCUUGGAUUUCAAGGCUCAGUCCCUGGACGGAUCGUUGAGACACUUCCUCUCGUACUUCCGACUCCCGGGAGAGGCCCAGAAAAUCGAUCGGAUGAUGGAGAAGUUCGCGGAGAAGUAUUGCAGCGACAACCCUGAGCGGUUUGCGAAUGCAGACUGUGCCUUCGUGCUGUCAUUCUCGUUGAUCAUGCUGCAGACCGACCUCCACAACCCAGGCAUCAAGAACAAGAUGACCAAGGACGAGUUUGUGAAGAACAACAGGGGCAUCAACGACCAUCAGGACCUCCCGCGAGAAUAUCUUGAGGGACUCUACGAUGGCGUUCUUCACAACCCGAUUUCAUUGCAAGAAGACCAAGAGGCCAGAAAUCGACAAGAGUCACAGGCAGCUAGAGACUCGAACCAGAAGUACGAGCUUUUCGUCAAGGAGACGGAGAGCAUGGUACAAAAGACGAAGGCCGCGAUGCAGAUGCGAAGGAAGAGCUCCGCCUACGUGGUCGCCCAAAGCGUGGAGCACGUGAAACCCCUCUUCGAGGUGGCCUGCUGGCCAUAUUUGGCGACCCUGGCCGUCCUGCUGGAGAUGGAGGUGCAUCUGCUGUGUUGUUAUAUCCUGGCUCUGCUUUUCGCUGACCUCCAGUUUGUUUAUUUUUAUCCUUCGAUGAACAAGCGCCAUUUGAUAGCAACAUAA